Molecule: messenger RNA, 201 nt
Organism: Triticum turgidum subsp. durum (durum wheat)
Lineage: Eukaryota; Viridiplantae; Streptophyta; Magnoliopsida; Poales; Poaceae
Source: the annotation of a GenBank genome assembly
AUGUAUUCAGUAGCUUGGGCUGUUGUGGAGACGAAGACAAAUGAGAGUUGGGUCUGGUUCAUUGGUCUUUUAAUCAAAGACUUGGACAUUAACGAUCAAGGAGCUGGAUGGGUCUUUAUUUCUGAUAAGCAAAAGGUUAAAUUUAUUUACUGCCUUAUUCAAUUAUUGAAAAGGUUUAGUCGUGUCGAUGGAGCGGCUUAA